GACGGACAGACAGACAGACAGACAGAGAUACAGAUAGACUUUUAGAACUAGUUCUGCCUCCACAAUUAACUCAUAAAAUACACAAUACUUACUUGACUGAUACUUUUUUCAUAUCUAUUUCUCACUUAACCACAUUAGCAUUAGCUACAUGAAAAACCUAAUUAUGACAGUGGCAGUAAUUUAUGGAUUAAAUCUAUAGUCUUUAAGAAUACACUGGCCUAUGGACUUCAUCAUAUGUAUUUCCCAGUGACUUUCACAGAUAGUAUUAAUUACUUAGUAAUUAACUAAUCAGUGUUGAAUACAUGAAUUCAUAAAUGAUAGCAGCAGCCUGGAUGCUUACCCCUGAUAUAAGCAAAGACGGGAAGAUUACAUCCAACGCUAGUCACUGUGUUGCAGCCACAUUUCAGACAAUGUUAGGAGCCUUCUCACUUAUGUGAGUAGGUGCUCUUAGCAUUUCAGAAGUAUGCAGCCUUCUUCCUUCCUUCCCAGCACUUUGGAGUUAGGAAUCUUUGCACUGACUGCAGCCUACUACAAGAACAAGCUUCUUUGACUCAGAUUGAGAGAAACACAGGUUUGUACCCAGUUCUAUGGGUUCCAAGAUAAAUAUUUAAAAGGCUAUUUGAAAAAAAAAAUGACCAUUUAGCGAAAUAACCAUAGCAAGUUCUAAGGCAGGCGCUUUGACCUCUACCAUGGGAUUUUGACUGGAUUACAGUAUCAAUAUGAGAUCUUCCUCUGCAGAGCAAGGCAGAAGUCGGUUUCCCUGCAAUGACAAUGCCACUGUCUCGUGGGCGCACACAUCCUGUCGGUCAGGUUGGUAGGCAUGACAGCAUGCAGGGGUCAGAUCUGGUUAAGACCAUUGAUAUCUUUUCUCCCUUGGCUGCUUGCUUAGCAUCUCCCAGCAUCAUGAAAGGUGCAGCACCAGAAAGAACUUUCCUACUCAGUAGGACUGUGUCCUGCAGGCAGACUUUGUGGUGUCUUUAGGGAAAGGAUCUUACUACAAUUAUGGUGGAUAAUCUUGAGCAAUGGUAGCAGCCUUGGAGACUUUUAUGGCCUCCCUGGCCAGUAGCUCCUAAGUGGGCAUCCCAUGCCUGGCACUGCAAGUUUUGCUUAAUAGCCCAUGUCUCCUGGGAGUGGUACUGUCAUCCAUGCAAGGUACCUCCCUGUGGACACAUUUUUUUAAAAGUUGUAUUCUGAACUUAGCUUAGUAACUAGUGAGUUUUCCGGAACACUUUCUUGUAUAUCUUUAACUUACAUUAGCACAUCCUCUACCUUCUCCUGUGCCUGCUCCCAACCCCAAUCUUUCCCAACCUCCCAUUCCCCAGCAAGACCCAAGGAACAUCUUAGGAGAGGAGACAAAGGCACGUUAAGAGCUAUCGGAUAAGGAUGCAUGUUGAGAAAUGCCAAGUUGUAGACAUGGCAAGGUUACAGCGCCCAUGACCCCACAGCAGCCAUGGUUGCCUAGGCAAGAUCUACUCCAUCCCAAGCAGGUCAAAAUUCCCACAAAAAUAGGAUAGGUAACCUGCAGGCCUUACCACUUGCCCAGCAACAAGGGCAAAGAAAGGAAACUUUCUGGGUAUUUUCAUCGCUCUCGUUUUACAAGAGGAGACACUGAGGUGCUCCAAUAGAAUAGAGUCGUUUAGACUUUGGGGUUAGUGUGAAGUCCCUGUCCUGGUACCAGGCUGUAUUGCAGGUAGGCUGUAAGAUAUACUCAUUUUCUUCAACUAUAAAGUGUCUCUGUGUCCCAUUAAUUAUCCCUCAGACAGUUAUAAUCCAAUGCUGGGUAAUCCUUAUACACGAGGCCUCAGUAAAAGGGGCAAAAUAAUUACAAACCACUGCUGAAUGAAGUCUGCGCUAGACUGUCAGGGUCACAGCUUGUCUUGAGAUAUUUGUCAGGUGCACACUGGGUCCUGCUCCAGAAGGAUGAAAACAAAGGGGACUUGAAGUACAGAAAGAAUACACAGCAACGUGAUUCAUGGGGAGGGUAGAGGAUGUUUAAACUGCUAUUUUACAAUUUAGCAAAUGUACUCGAGUAAAUAUCAAAAAGAAGAAAGGAAUUUUUUCUUCUGUGCCUUCCUGGGGUGAGGAAGCCUCUCUUUCACCCUUACUUAAUGAAACGAAGCCAGUUGAUGCCUCUAACUCUUCUUUCGUCUAAUCUCAUUAAUGCAGUCUGUUGGGAUUCUGGUUGUGGGAUAACAUAGGGGCAGUCCUCAGACCUCAAGUGAAACGGGGAGAUAUUUUUCAGUCAGGCUUUUCACUGCUCCGUCAGAAUGUGUGAGAACCAGCCCAAAACUAAAGCUGACGGCACUGGUGAGUUGCGCUUUUUCUUCUGUCUGCUGACAUUUAGCAAUGUAAACCAUUCUUGGACGAGAACGCAGGCAGUUAAAGGAUCGAAGCAAAAUGAAGCAAUAGCGGUGUGGGGACAAUACAUUGUUUCUGAUUUGGGAGUGUAUUGAAUAAAUCAGUCUCCAUAGCCUAAGUUUACACUAGAAAAGAUGCUGAUACGAAAUAUUGUUAUGUGCUGAGGUGAAAUACUAUAAACACUGUCUGGCCUUAAAUAGAGUAUUUUCAUGUGCCGCAUCAUGUUGACGAUAUAUUGACAAUAUAAACAUCCUUGGUGUAUUUUUUUUUAGCUUUGUUUGUCUGUUACAUUGCUACAGUUAUUAUUGUAGUUACUUGAUUUUUCUAACUGUUUUAAAAGUCAAUUUUGUAUUCUAUGUAGAAAUGUAUCAUGUAUAAGAAAUCCUUUUAUUAAUGGCUUUGUCUAAGGGUGAUGAAUUAUGGGGCUUGGGGAUUUGUUUUUUACUUCUAAUUUCUUUAGUAAGUUGGGACAUGUUUCUCUAAGCAUAUUAUUUCACAAAUGGACAGGUCUACGUAUCUGUUCUGAAAAUAUUUCAAGGUAAACAUGACACAUUGCUAUUUUUACUAGCAUUAAAUAGCCAUAAACAGCAGUUGAAAAUGUUAUAAAAGAAACAAUUGUUCAAAUAACUUUAAAAAGCAGCUGUUUCUAGACACUUACUAAUUAAACUAAAUCUACAUGUAUACAUCAAACUCAAAACUUAGUCUUCUCACAGUCCUCAGGGUCUCUGGGUACUUAUAUUUUAAAGGAGCAUACACAGUGUGUCCGUCUUAACUUACCACAUUCAAAUCCUGUGUCCUUAAGGACUAGACUGGUGAACUAAGUCCUGACCAAUGGAUUUCAGUUCUGACAUCAAUGGAGUGUUUAAACAACUAUUUAUCCUUACUAACAGAAUUAUUGAGGAUAAUGUUGCUAUUGUUGUUUGUAAAUUCAUAGCAGUGGACAUAUUAACGUCUAUUACUUAAUCCUCUUUAGUUCUGAAUCAAUUAACAGCAACUCACAAGUAAAUAUGUAGGUUUCUUUCUAAUUAUAUGUUUUAAAACAUAUAGCUAUCUUUUAGAGGUACCUGCCUACACACACACACACACACACACACACACACACACACACACACACACCUUGUAUAGUGAAGCAUGCGAACUAACAUGCUUUUACAUUUUGAAAAGCAAACUACAUUUCUUUUCUUUUUUUUUUUAAUUUUUUGUGGACCUACAGGAUAUAUUCUAAAUUAAAGGUGAAACUUUAAGAAGAUCAGUCUUUCUCUAGAACACUUGGUAUUCUGCUCAGCAAUUUCUAGAUUUCACCAAUUUCUUUUCUAAUAUUUCCCCCCAGAGACAAAAAUACCUACCCUGCUUUAAAAACAAUUUAAAAUCUCUAAACAAAUGGAAAAAGAAAAAGCCAAACUUCUUCCUACCAAUUCAAUCCACCACACUAUAACAUGCAAAUACCUUGGUACAAACGAAUAGAGUAAGAAACACCAGCAGCGCUGGUGGGAGUGGGGGGGGGCAAUUCUCUGUUCAGACGUGAUUUUUACACUGGCAAGCGUGGCUGGAAAUGUUCCCCUUGUGGGAAAAAGGAGGAAGAGUUCAAAGGGAGGAAAUCCAUUAGGGCAGAAUUUGAAAAUAACAUCCGCUCUUACUAUUUUUGUGACAAUGAAGCAGAGCGGUGUCACUGCAGGGAAGAAGGCAUGGUCAUCUUGUUCAGGCAGCGCCAGCUUACAUAAACAUAGAGUAAAGCUGUUGUGGAUUAUGUGAGCAUGCUGGAUCUGAUGAGCUCAAAAAUAAGAUAGCUCGGUCCUAUCAUAUUUAGGAUUAUGCUGGUAAUCGCCUUAGAGAAAGUGUGCAGUAUCAGCAGAACAGCCCCUUCCGUCUUUGAAGGGGACAGCAUUGACUCCAACUGUGUUGGGCAACAGGCCUUUGUGACAUUUAGCAUAGAGUAAAACCGUAAGACACAACUUCUGGAGUUGCGUCUUGUGUGAUCAUUUGACCCCUGAAAUAGUUUCUGAUGCUGUGUGCACACAGCAAAACUUCCCACUGGGUCCUCUCUCCCUUUGUUGAAGGCCACUCAUCUAACAGUCGACGGAAUCCAAGUAGGAUGACUUCUAGCCUCUGAACUAUUUUUGUCAUUAGAGAUGACAAGAAUCAGGGUUCACUUCAACUCUGUGAUUCCCCUCCAUUUAGAGUCAUUGUUAAGAAGUUAGUAGCUGGCCAGCAAGUUUCCUACAACAUCGACAUCAUGACAGCAUAAUUCUCAAUGGAAGAGUUUGCAGUCGUUUUGCUAAUGUGGCAUUCACGUUGGAAAUGAUCAAAGCUCUUGUAGAUGAUACAAAAUAUAAAACCUUAAGAUUUGAGUUUUGUGUAAAGAUCAUUAGUAUUAAAUUCUUCAUUCUUUCUCCCUUUCCCUCUCCCACUCUUGUCCUGUCUCCCACCCACCCUACCGCUGCCACUUAAUUAAUGAUCAAAAGUGCAAAUCCCAUGGCUAUAUCUUCAGUUUUAUAUUAAGCAUGUUCCUAUAUCUUUAUAUUUUUGAAGUAUUCCCCGCCUUUGACUUUCAUUUUCAUACAUACUUUUUUUUAAGUGUCUUAACAUGUAUACCCGCUUGGCAUGAAUUUUCUACCUCCACUUCCUGAGCACUGGUAUUACAUGGGUAUAGCAUAUGCCUGCCUCUCAAGUGAUCCUGAAAGCCACAUAGGAUAGGAGCUACAUCCUAAAACACAGCAAAUAAUAAAAUAUAAUGUUGAAUCACAUGAAAUUCCCAAUAUCAAUUCACCUUUUCACAAAAAGUAGUAAUUUGAUGUGAAUCAACUCAGUGCAUGCUGAUCUACCACAGAUCAAGGAAUGCAUAUUAAUAAAUCUAGAAACAUCUUACUAUUUGCUUUGCACUUAACCCCAUUAAAAGGGCCCCUAAAAUAAAUUUACUUAAUCUGGAAAUUGAGUAAUUGGAUUUUCCUCUUUCAUUCUCUGGCUACCAGCUAAAGUUUUUCCUAUCCCCAUACAUGUAUUUCUUAAAAUUCCAUUCCUUCCCAAGGUCUGGCUCAAAGCCAGCUCAACUGUCAGGCUUCAUGGCUUCACUAAGUUCUCAUUUUUCCUCCUCCAGACUCAUCUGCCUGCUCUUUGCACAGGUUUUUGGCAUGUGUGGCUGUGCAAUCAGAAUAUUCCCUUUGAAGAAUAAAACUUGGUUUUGUGUGUAUCUGUGGCAUCAAACAAACUUAAGUGGCUAAAUUACUUCUGGGUACAGUGUAAAAACGAGAACACAUUCAUGUCUGUGCACACAAUACUCCAAGCUUGUGUCUAUGGCUGAUUUUUAUUUAUUUAUUUUUACUGUGUAGUUUUGAAUUUUCCAGAGGGGUAGCUGGAAGCAUGCUGGCUUCUUUCGCUUAACAUUAUGCAGUGAGGUCUUCCAUGACAAUGCCACUCAUAGUUUAGGAGUUCUUUCACCAUGCCAAAUGGUAUUCCACUAUACCAGUAUCACAUGCCCAUCCAUUCAGCUUUUAAAAUGAAUCUUGAUUGUAUCCCAUUUGGGGAGAAUAUGGAGAAACCUCCAUGUGCAUGCUCUGUGUGGACAUGGGUUAUAACUCGGCUACCAAAUGUCAAGGAGCAUAGUUGCUGCUAAGGCUCCCUUUGACGGUGUAAAACUUGCCCCACUGCCCUCAAAGUGGCUUUAAUACCUUACCUUCCCAACAAGAACUGAGCAUCUAUUUGCUCAGCUCCUCUCCAGCUUUCGGCAUAGUUCUUGGUUUUUCAAGUAUAGCCUUCCUGAUAGGUGAUUUGCAGAUCAGCAAUGCAUAGGAAGCAUGGCAUCUUGUAAUUGUUUUGUCCUUUUGAAAGCAGAUCUUCAGCUCUUUGGCCAACUAGCCUUCAAUUUUAGGAGUCGUUUGUAUGUUGCAAGCAUAGGCCCAUUAUUGGACAUGUGUUUUAUAAUAUUCCCUCCAAUUCUGCAACUUUUACAUCUUCAUUAUCUCAGUGCACUUUGGUUUUUAGCACAACAAGCAAUCUCUUUACUGAUUAGACCAUGUCUCCAGGUCCUAGGAUACAUCUUCAAAGAUCACGAUCAAAUACAACUCUGGGACUAUAGGGUUUAUUUGGUUAUGGUGACUUCCUAAUCACAGUUGAUCCCCGUGGAAAGUCAGGGCAGGAACUCAAGGUAGGAAAUGAACCUGAAGUCAAAACCAAAGCAGAGGAAUGGAGGAGAGCUGCUUACUGCCUGGCUCUUUAUGGCUUACCCAGCCUCCUUUCUUAUAGAACCCAGGACCGCUUGCCCAAGCAGGGCACCAUCCACAAUGAACUGGGCCCUCCCACAUCAAUAAUUGAGAAAAUGUUCCACUCAUUUAACUACAUGUACUCUCUUAGAGGCAUUUACUCGGUUGUGUUUUCUCUUCCCAGAUAACUCUAACUUAUGUCAAGUUGAUUAAAAAAAAAAAAAAAACAUUGCUUGACUUAACAAUUUCCAUCAAAAAACAAUCUUUGUUCAAUUCUAUUUUUAAAAUAGGCAAACUGUAUUUAAAAACAAAUCCUCAAGGCAUAGAUAGAUAGAUAGAUAGAUAGAUAGAUAGAUAGACAGACAGAUAGAUAGGCAGGCAGAUAAUCUAGAAAAACAAGAACUUAGAUGAAGAUGGGUAAAUUGGUAAAGUGUUUGUUGCAUGAGGAUAAAGACCUGGGUUCAAGCCUUGGAAUCCACAUAGAAAGCUAGGCAUGGUGGUGUGUGCUUUGUAAUCCAGUGCUGGGGGCAGGGGACAGUGGCUGAGCAUCCCUGGGGCUCACUGACAAGCUAUUCUGGUCAAAGCAAAAGCUCCAGGCAAACAAAUGAGAGACCCUGUCUCAAGACAAAAGUAGGCAGUUCAGACAACACUUGAGUCUUAUCUCUGCCUGCCACAUACAUGUACAAACAUGCACAUGUACACAUACCACUCUUUACACUCAAAAGAACUAACAUUUAAAAAAAAAUGAAAACCCGAGGAGAGAAUAAAAUGUGAAUUUUAAAAUACCCUCAAAAAUCAACUUUAAGAAAACUGAUUUGUACUCAGUAUCCAGAAACUGGCAUCUAUGCCACAACCUGGAGAACAAGUCAGAGAAAGGAUGGAGCCACUCCCCAAGCAGUGCUAGGACAUAGAGAAAAAGCAGAGCAGAUCUGUCUACAAAGGGAACAUUGCAGUGACCUGUGUAAAACGCAGCAACAUAAGAUGUUCCUGGUGUGUGCUGGAUUCUCUUCCCCAGACACCAUCAAUUAGUGACCAGGUUUGUGAGGUCUUUUACAGGGGAGGGGGGUUCUAAAGCUCCAGCUCUCCUACUGCCCUUACAAACAAAGGGUGACGUAUAGAAAGCAAAAGCAGGGAAUGGUUUUUCCAGAAUCUUGUGAACAUUUUUAUCUCAGCACCAGUGAAAUCAGAGAUCCAUCCAUUCUCGGAGUAGCUACAGCUGUGUACCCUUGGCAUCGCAGGACAAUGCUUUUUGAGCUUGAAUAGUGCCAUGGGAGCUUGUUACAAGCCAGAUUUCAUAUCAGCUGAGCUUGUGAGAAUAUUCACAUUUAAACUUGUUCCCCAGUUAUGCCAAAGCCCCUGGUCCAUGGGCUUCCCUGAGUGAAUACAAAAGACAUCAAGUCCACUUGAAUAAUAUACCUACACAUGUCUUAUAAAAUGUGAAGACACUGACAGGACAAGAAGUGUUAACUAGGAAUUAAUUCACAAGUUAGGAUCUUGGCACUACUAGAACACAUAGAAGUGUUUAAAAGUACAACAUUGAACUUGUAUUUAAAACAAUCCUCCACGUUUAUCCAAAUACUCCCAAGCUUUCAGUGGACACUACAAACCAUGGCUACUACCAAACACUAUAUUUAUUGUAUUUUCCUACAAAUGCAAACCCAAUGUUAAUUCUUUUACUCAUCAUUAAGACCAAAUACAUAGCAUAAAGAGCUCAAGGAAAGAAAUAUGUAUUUGGGUUCAUAUUUUCCUAGAACCUCAGUGCAGUGAAGCCAUGGUAGUGACAGGUGACCCCAUCCUAGCAGGUUUGAAAGGCAGUUACUUGUUAUCUCAUAAUGACCAGAACACAGAGAGCUCACGCUGGAACCAAGACCAAUCUAUAGCCCAUAAAUCCUGGCUCUGCUCUCCACUUCCUCCAGAUAGGCCAUACCUCUGAAAAUUUCAGUGUCCCAUUAGCUGAAGACCAAGUAUUCCGACAUGUAAGCCCCUGAGGACAUUUCAAAUAACAAUAUCUACAAAGGAGCUUAAUCAAUAAGUUAGGUGUCAUAAGAUAUUUACUACAACUCAUAGUAAAAGUAGAAUGUAUAUCAUAUGCACAUAUUCUGACAAUUGAUCUGACAAUCAAGACAGAUACUGUAUGGCUGACAGGUAUGUAGCAUAUACAGUGUGGCUAUACUGGGCAAAGAGAUUUCUUUUUCUUUUUCACAAUAGCAUGGGACAGUACCAGAUUUUACCUUUCUACUCAGGCACUGUGCGAUUGGAAACUUUCAACUGUAUAUUUCUAGAGCUUUCCACUUAAUAUUUUCAUAUUGUGGUUGUCCUUGGGUAGCUUAAACAAUGAUAACUGCAUUGUGGGUAAGAGGCAAUUUCUGAAAUUGUUUUUAUUCUUCUAUGCUAGUUGCUAUUUGUGGGUUCAAUUUUUCUAUUGUUUCUGUUCUCAAGAGCAAGCAUAGCACGCAGCACUCUGUGGGCAAUUACACGAAGAUCCAUCAAAGCACAAAUUGAAGUGAUACCAUGCAAAAUUUGUGGCGAUAAAUCCUCCGGGAUCCACUACGGAGUCAUCACGUGUGAAGGCUGCAAGGGAUUCUUCAGGAGGAGCCAGCAGAACAAUGCCUCUUACUCCUGCCCAAGGCAGAGAAACUGUUUAAUUGACAGAACCAACAGGAACCGUUGCCAACACUGCCGCCUGCAGAAGUGUCUUGCCCUAGGAAUGUCAAGAGAUGCUGUAAAGUUCGGGAGGAUGUCCAAGAAGCAGCGGGACAGCCUGUAUGCUGAGGUGCAGAAGCAUCAGCAAAGGCUGCAGGAGCAGCGGCAGCAGCAGAGUGGGGAGGCGGAGGCCCUCGCCAGGGUGUACAGCAGCAGCAUUAGCAAUGGCCUCAGCAACCUGAACACCGAGACCGGCGGCACAUACGCCAACGGGCACGUCAUUGACCUGCCCAAGUCCGAAGGUUAUUACAGCAUAGAUUCCGGUCAGCCGUCUCCCGAUCAGUCAGGACUGGACAUGACUGGGAUCAAACAGAUAAAGCAAGAACCUAUCUAUGACCUCACAUCUGUACCCAACUUGUUUACCUAUAGCUCUUUCAACAACGGGCAGUUAGCUCCCGGGAUAACAAUGUCUGAGAUCGAUCGAAUUGCACAGAACAUCAUUAAGUCCCAUUUGGAGACAUGUCAGUACACCAUGGAAGAACUCCAUCAGCUGGCAUGGCAGACCCACACCUACGAGGAAAUCAAGGCGUAUCAAAGCAAGUCCAGGGAGGCUCUGUGGCAGCAGUGUGCCAUCCAGAUCACCCAUGCUAUCCAGUACGUGGUGGAGUUCGCCAAGCGGAUAACAGGCUUCAUGGAGCUGUGUCAGAACGAUCAGAUCUUACUUCUGAAGUCAGGUUGCUUGGAAGUGGUUUUAGUGAGAAUGUGUCGUGCCUUCAACCCAUUAAACAACACUGUUCUGUUUGAAGGAAAAUAUGGAGGAAUGCAAAUGUUCAAAGCCUUAGGUUCGGAUGACCUAGUGAAUGAAGCAUUUGACUUUGCGAAGAAUCUGUGUUCCUUGCAGCUGACUGAGGAAGAGAUUGCUCUGUUCUCCUCUGCUGUUCUGAUAUCCCCAGACCGAGCCUGGCUGAUCGAACCAAGAAAAGUCCAGAAGCUUCAGGAAAAGAUUUAUUUUGCACUGCAACAUGUGAUUCAGAAGAACCACCUGGAUGAUGAGACCCUGGCAAAGUUAAUAGCCAAGAUACCAACUAUCACGGCAGUCUGCAACUUGCAUGGGGAGAAGCUGCAGGUAUUUAAGCAGUCUCAUCCAGACAUAGUGAAUACACUGUUUCCUCCAUUGUACAAGGAGCUCUUUAAUCCUGACUGUGCUGCGGUCUGCAAAUGAAGGGGACGAGAACUCUCAGAGUCAUGGAAUGCAUCGCCGUUAAGACAAAAGCAAUGUGUUCAUGGGGACUUAAGGAAAAUGUCACUACUGCAACAUUAGGAAUGUCCUGCACUUAAUAGAAAUAUUUUUCACCGCUACAGUUUGAAGAAUGUAAAUAUGCACCUGAGUGGGGCUCUUUUGUUUGUUCGUUUGUUGUUUGUUUGUUUUUGAAAUGAUCAUAAAUAUACAAAUAUAGGACACUGGGUGUUAUCUUUUUUAAUUUUAUUCGGGUAUGUUUUGGAGACAACUGUUUAUAGAAUUUUAUUGUAGAUAUAUACACAAACAGAGCCGUACUUUCCAUGAUUACUCUUCCCGUUGAUUGAUUGUUCGACUCUAAUUUAAGACGAUUCCACUUACUAGGCUUUACCUAUUUCUAUGUUUUUAGGUAGUUGAUGCAUGUGCAAAUUCGUAACUAACUGUCUUGGAAAGUACUGUGCAUGUAUGUAAUGAGUAUAUAAUAUGUAAGAGUAUUAUAUAUGACUAUUACGUAUUCAUGCACUGUGGCUUAAAAUACCAUGCCCACUAGCAAUGGAGGUUCAGUCAGGCUUUCAUGUGAUUUGCUGUUGUUAUAUGUUACUUUUAUGUUAGACAAUCAGGGUUUUCAUUUCCAGCCAGAGUUUUUAUCCAUCCAUAACAACAUGAUAGGACCCAUGCAAAAGGAAAUCUACAAAAGAAUCGGGGUAACACAUAAUUGUUCUUUUAAAAGCUCCAUUUCUAUCAAUUACUUCAAAGCCCCAUCAAGAUGGCACAUACCGGGAAGAGGGGAAGCCAAAAGGAUUUGAAGCCACUUUCCUGUUUUAUAGACCAGAUAAUGAUAUUGUCUAUUUAUUACCAUAUUACAAAAUAUUGAGGUUCCUCCACAUUGGAUUUGGAAUCCAAUUCUGAAUGAAACUUCACUUUGGUGGUUAUAAUUUCUUCAAGACAACAAAAAAUUCAGUCUAUAGAUUAUCACCACCAUCAACGUUUUUAGAAAUAUUUGACUAGAAGUAUAAAACAAGUUCCUUGUACCCAUUUUGUGUAGAUAUUUUCUAACCAUUUUCCCAACAAAAAAAGAGAAAUAGAGCAUACAAAGUUAAGAAGUAAAUUCACUAAAUUAUACUCAUGGUAAUUUGUUAGAAAUGAGAAAAUAGGCGGGAGCCUGUUUUUUCAACUUCAAAAUGCUAUAUUAUAAAAUAUAGAAAAAAUUCAGAUUAGAAAACAGUAAAUCUUUUGUCUAUGGGACUAAUAUAUCCCAAUGCCAAAAUUCUAUCCUACACAGUUAUAAAUGACAUCCUCUAUUCAAACUGGUUAUUUUUUAGCCACUAAAAUGUAUAGAAUGGAACGGCAACCUAUACAGGUUCUUCACCUACUUUCCUACAAAAUUAAGCACCAGAAAGGCAUGAGUUAGAAGCUAUUUGUUCUCUCUGUUCCUGGAAGGCCUAGGUCUUUAGUAUGAACUAGUCUAAGCCACACACACGCACGAACAUGCACACAGAUGACACAGCCACCCACAGACACACACACAUACACACACACACACACACACACACACACACACACACCGCUUUGUAGAAACUUGGGUCUUUUGGUUUGGGUUUCUGGGUUUGUUUGUUUGUUUUUUCUUUUCUUUUCUUUUCUUUUCUUUUCUUUUCUUUUCUUUUUUUUUUUUUUUUUUUUUUUUUUUUUUUUUUUUUUUUUUUUUUUGAGUCAUUUUUAGUCCCUUAUGCUCUCUCAAAGUUCUGGAUUGAGAGUCAUCUUCAGGAUGCCUCAGAACUCCAGUGGAUGAUCAGAGCACAGUAGUGUUAGUCUUGCCUUUCAGAAAACAGGGGCCUUUCUCACCUCAUGAUUGAUGAAUUCCAAGCCAUUGGGGGAAAACAAAAAGACUUUAAAAUAAUGAAUCUCUUUUUCAACCACUGUUAUAUUCAAUUAAUUUAACUACAUUGAACCAAAUUACCUUUGGUUCUGAGAAGACAGCUGUAGACUGCUUAUUAUGCUGCUACAGGGACUCAGUUCUUUUUGGUGUAAAUGUCACUCCUGCUAGCUCUUUGUAUAAAGAAUUAAUUCCAAGAGUCAUAUUUCCUUCUAAUGGAAAGAUUACUUUACUGAUUGCUAGGAAAACAGGGUAAUGGAAGGCACUCAAUUAAACCAAGCCGUUUCCAAAUGCGAUAUAUGUUUUAUGAUUGGCUUGUGAUAGGAAAUGCUUACUGUGUCUACUUGAUGUUCCCCUUUGAGCUUUGAACUCAUGUCAAACUUUGUUUUCAUUGUUCUGUUGGCCCAGUGUUUCCCAUUGUCAGCCUGAAGAUCCCACUGGGCUGCAAAGGGGAAUCAUUUGUUGUCUUCAGUUUACCUUGGAGGAUUUACAUCAGCUCAAUUGAUGAAGUAGCUAAGAAUUUUUUUCCUCCCUUGCCCCAUGGGUGGUGUAGGAAAGAGAUUGUUCCCCACAUUUGCCUCAGGAGAUACUGGUUUUGAAAUUGUGUCAUUUCCACUAGCCCUAGCCUUUCAUUGGGAUGGCAUGAACCUUUUGAAGCAGAGGGACAGGAAACAGAGCUAGGAACUGAACCAGAACCAAACAGUGGUAACUAGGACCGGCUCAGCCCACUUUCCACCCAGAGGAGAGAGCUCCAGUUUUGGCUUCAGUUGCCGAGUUUUCCCUUUAAAGAGAAGUCAUGUUUUUAACGGUAAGGAAGCCUUUAAACACUGCCCUUUGAACAUCUCAGUUGACUACAUGAAAUUUCAGUAAAAAACAAAAACAAAACCAAACAACAACAAAAACUCUCUUUACCACACACAGUCUCAGCAAGCUGUUCCUUUUCCUGAGAAUGGGCCAAUGUUCAGAAUGUGCUAGGAUGAGGUGAACAUUGGAAGAAGGAACUGGGCUCUGAAGUCUCCUUUAAACCUCAAGGAUGACAAUCACUGCUUGAUGCAGAUGUUGCACUGAAUCUGCUCAGGGAUGCUUCAUUUAAAAAAAAAAAAAGUGCGUCGAGAAGGGGGAGGGGCAAAACAGGAAACUGAAAACAAAAUGUAAAUGCCAUAAAUUGAACAGGUCAGCGAGAGACCCUCCCUGACAGGCUUCAGAGAGGCCACAGUGGCUUAAGGCAGAAAAUUGAAUGAACUUCUUUUUCUUCUUUGAACCUGCCUAGAAGUUCUACCCAAGUAGAGACAUUAGUUCCCUUCUCUAGAAUGAGCAAGGAACAAGAUAACAAGACUGCCCCCCCCCCCCCACAUAUCUCCCAAUUAAUCCAGGCUUCCUGUGUAAAUCCUUAGCAAAGGAAAUACAGGGUCUGAUCUAAGGGUCAGAGGUCAGAGCUGAUAGGCAAUUGAGCAAAACAAACGCUGUGCCUCUGUACUCUGUAGAAAGAAAGACAAAUCUUGAAUAAAAAUGAAUAAUUUCAAAUCUUGGUUGGCAGUUACAAAUGGCCACAUUGUCUGUGAAUUGGUCUAUCUUUGUGGAACAUUUUUCUGGGGCUCUUUUUUUUUCCUGAUAGUACAUUGAGGGUCAGGAUAGACUUUCCAAACACACUCUGCAUUUUCUUUGUUUUAUUUCUUUCUUCAAGGCUCUGGGCUAAAAGACCUCCAAGUAAAAAAGCAGAGAAUACUGUGGUCUUAGGCGAUUAGAUUCCCCUGGCAGCAGCUGGAAGACUCUGCAUUGUACCCAACUGAGUAUUAAUGGUAGGCAUCAGGGGCCAUCAGUGCAUUUAUAUCAUGGCUGCCUUAUCAAUCAAGCAGGUUACAUCCCAGCAGACAAGCUGAGCUAUUUGUAGAAAGCCUUGCAGAUGGAUGGCCAACUCUUACUGCCUCUUCAUAGUACUAUGUGUAAGGGGGCUCAAAUUCUAAAAUCCAAUACAUGGGUCCUAAGGACAACCAAAAAUUUUACUUGCCUCUCCCCCAUAAACACCAGAAAUGAGUAAUGACGGUGUAAGUCCACAUCCUGUUUAUUCCACAAACAGGAAAUUUUUGAGUGCUGGCAAAUCAUUUUUCCUGGCUUUUGUUUGGUUGGUUUUUUUUUUUUUAUUUUAGGGGGUUUUUCUUGCCCAUAUUCACUUUUGUUUCUAAUAAAAUUACCACAAAGGGCAGUAGGUUCAGGCAAGAAUGUCUCUACUCUGACAAACACCAUUCUGUAGUUAGCAGUAGUUCCUAAGCACACAUCUGAAGGGAAACUUCUGCCGAGUCUCCUUAUAAAGAGGCAAGAAGGAAACACUACCAUGUAGAUGAAGUGCUAUUUGAUGUUCUAUAUUUGCAACUGCUGGUGCAUGUGUAGCCAGAAGAAAAACCUGGUGUGGAAAGUCAUGGAGUCUUUUCACAAAAAGCUGGUUACCUAUUUUUCUUUUUAAGGGGAGUAUGUUUUAGAACCAGAGGUGCCUGCCUAUUUGAAUCAACACAAAACCCCCAAAAAUGUCAAGGCAUGGAUGCAAAUAGUGCUGUGGAGCUCGGUUAAGUUAGCCGGGAAAUGCCCCACCUACAAUAGGGCAACCAACAUUUGGCCAAGGCCUCAUGCCCACAGUGCUUCUGUAUUAUGGGGGCAGACUCGUUUGUAAACGAUGAAAGUUGUCUGUGAGUAUAGUACACACCAAACACAUCCCCGGGCAGAAGAGGGCCAUAGGCAGCCAUCUUGCCUCCUCUUGUUGGUAUUAAAAACCACAUCUAGAAGUCUAUUGGGUUAGAGCCAGUCAGGCCAGGUUUGAUAGAGGGUGACACUGGGAUGCUGGCGCACAGUGGGUGAGAGAAGAGAUACUGCUGUUCUCCCUCUCGAUCUAGUUUCCAUAUUUUCCUAUCACUACUCAAAGAUAUAAUGACAGGUGGCUUGAACAAAGUAGCAAUCGAAAGAUAAAGGCGAAUCCACUGAAUGAUGGCUUACAAAAGACACUUGCAUGUGUCCCACCGAGCUCCACUGUGGAAGCGCCAAAGGGAACUAGAUGUCUUGUCCAUUUUUUUUUUCCUCUGAAAGUCAGAUAUAUAACUUUCAUGUUUUUGAGCCUGUAUAUGUGUCCUUAAAUGUAUGGCUUCAAAUCUGUGACACUUUCUCCCUUUCUCUUAAUUGUACCUUUCUGAGCAAUUUAUUCUGUCACCAAGAUCGCCUCGCCCCACCCCCCUCUUGUUCUGAAGUGCAGGUCACAGGUCACUGGUUCCUACACAGCAGGUGGGACUGUCUGUCUGUGCACUUUUUUCCUAAGCUGCUGAAAUUCCUCCGAGAUCAACUAGUCACAGCAACCGAUGCUUCCUGCCUGACCAAAGCACAACGACAGUGGAUCAGAGAAACCAGGCCAGUGGUUGUUCUCAUAGCCAAAACUAAAGCACAAAGAUUACUGGAAUUAAACAAGUCCAUCUACCCAACUAUGGGAAAUGCAGGUGUCUGCGCCCCUAUUGACAGCAUGAGGCUCGUAGUAUCGCUUAUACACUCGCUGUGGCUAGUGGUGGGCGCUCCCAUGUCACCAGCACAGCCGUACAUAGACACUCAUGAAGAAUGUCUGAAAUCCACAAGCCCCACAGCACCAUUCGCUUCUUCCCAUUAACACACACCCAAGAAUGAAAAUCACACACACAGAAAACUGAGUAUGUAUUGUAGAAAUGUAGAGGAAAAAUAAAAAAAAAUAUUUUUUCAAAUGUAAUUACUUUUAAUAUAUGCUUGUGGAAGGUCUAAUACAAUGUAUGCUGUCUCCAUACUUUUUGCUGUAAAUAACUGGAGACAGUGGAUACACUGGUUUUUCUAUGUCUCUGUUUAAGCAUAAGACUUUGUAACAAUUUUUUAGAGGGGUUAAACAACAAAGGUAAAUAUGUACUCGCUCCCUUUCUGAGUGUUAAUGUACCUCUCGGUUUUUAAGCGGGAAAUGGUUGUAAUGGUUUAAGCAUCUGGAUGGGUUGUCAAUGUUACUUGUACACUUACUUCUCUUUGUAGUACAACUAAGAAAGGGACAGGGCUAUCAAUCAACCACUCCAAAGAAUUUGUAUUGAAGAUUGGCCUAAGACCUGCAAACACCAUCUAAACUAGACAGUGUGAAAAUAGGAACAUGUAGAAAGAAAACUGUUGUCUAAGGGAAGUCGUCUUUCCUCAUAGCGAAUGGCUCUGUCCAAGCCCAUUCUACACGGAAGAGCUUAAGGAAAACAAACCCUGCUUUCUGAUGAACAAAAUAUUUUUGUACAUGUUUAUUUCUUAUGAAUAACUUGAGGUCAGACCACUCAUUUGCUGAAGCCAUAACUGACCUCCACCAAAUAAAUGCAGUAAAGAAGCUGGGGAGGGGUGGGGAGAAACUGAGAGGUAGAAAAGUCUGAGGGUGAAGAUAGCAACCGAGGGAAGAGCAGGGCUGGUCUGGUGAAACUGGCGCUUUUUUCCCUGCAUCCCAAAUAUGACUUUAAAAGGCUAGUAUUUUAUGAUGACCGAUUUAUAAAAUAAUAAUAAAAAAGAUAUUUAGUUAAAUGAGACUUUCCAAUAUUUUUUAAAUCCCUGACAAUGCUUCCUUGCUUUUAGGAUUGAGAUAAAAAUAAUUUUCCCUAUACUUCCAAUGUUCUGAGGUUUAAUGCUUCUGCCGUAGCUCCAGCCUACAGUGCAAGGUGCAGAGCCGCUGAGUCCAGAGGUUGAAGCCAUGGACUGGCUGGGGCGUGGCUGUUCCUACUCCCCAGCUGAACCAGGAGGAGCAUCAUGGAAGGUACAGCUUGCUCCUCCUUAGCAUGCACACCACUGUGGCGGCAGGCCGAUGUUGCAUUGCCACAAGUAUGUAAAAUAAAAGCAUUCAUUCAGAAAAGCUAAGUAUACUUUUUCAAAAGAGCAAGGCCUCCUGGAGUCAACCUCUGAUUUUUCGGGAGCUGAAUUAGUCUAUUACCAUAUACUCUUACCAGCCUGUAGAGGCAAAAGUCAAACUACAAAUAAACCCAGUGAUAUUAUGUAGUUUUUACAUCUUCAAUUUUCUGGUCUCUCUCUCUCUCUCUCUCUCUCUCUCUCCUUGUUUAAUAUAUAAGCCCUAAUUUCUGUGUAUGUGAGUAAAACUGCAGCCUGAGUCAUUUAGGAAGUAAGCAUUGAAUUUUUUUAAUUAUAAAUAUAAUAGAUUAAAGCAGCACUCCCUAACAACUAAAAAGAGUUUUCUAUUACUUUAGAAUGUAACGGGGUUUGUCCUUAUUUUAUGUCCUGUAAAUUAUUAGUUGAAUACUGUUAGCAUUCCCAGAUAAUGCACACAUGAUUUCUGAAUGUUUCCUGUAAAUGACAAUCAAUGUUUAUGACUUUCCCUCCCUCAAUGCUGAACAAAUUAAAAGAAGAAAAAGAAAAAAGUC
Mus musculus (house mouse) is the source of this 17697-nucleotide messenger RNA. It is a transcript of the gene Rorb, whose product is annotated as RAR-related orphan receptor beta. Gene Ontology annotation, biological process: G protein-coupled receptor signaling pathway; regulation of gene expression; intracellular receptor signaling pathway. Bases 9262 to 10419 code for a protein of 385 amino acids. Gene Ontology annotation, molecular function: nuclear receptor activity; sequence-specific DNA binding; DNA-binding transcription factor activity. The transcript is spliced from 10 exons. Gene Ontology annotation, cellular component: nucleoplasm; nucleus. NCBI's taxonomy places the organism in Eukaryota, Metazoa, Chordata, Mammalia, Rodentia, Muridae. The record is from RefSeq and is a predicted model, not a curated record.